CCAAUAGUCUCAGCCCCAAGAUAGAGGAACUGAAGUCUAUAAAAUCUCCACAGUGCUCCAUAUUAUACACAGCCUAUUCUCAGAUAAACAUACUGCAAGGAAGUGCCUUAAAAACAUAUUCCCAGUCCUGCAAGGAACUUCUGCCUCGAUGUUAUUUCGAUGAUGUGAAGAACUCUCACGUGGAAUAUCAGAAUCUUCAUUUCUGUUGUAUUGCUCAUCUCAAGAAAGAGCAGAAGACAUCUUUGUCACCAUCAUUUAAACACAACCAGUUACUACUGAAUCUGUGCCUGGAUCCAACCAUCAAAUGACCAUGACAAACACUGUGGCGUCUUUUACACUUCUAUUAAUCUGCCUGAAUGUCAUCACUCGUGGUCAGGAAGAACCUUCCAAAAAUACAUCCAAUAGGAAUUUUAUUACAGACAACCUAAAGCCAAACAGAACUACUUUUUCAAGCCCAUCAACACCUACUGCUAUUCUGUCGUACACAAACAAAUAUGAACAUCCAACCAAGAGGCCCUCACAGAAAGCGUCUGGGUCUUCAGUUCCUCCUAUGUGUACUAAACAAACAGAAAUACGACACGCUUUCAAAUACAUCAAUUCUGUGGUCUCCUGCAUGAUCUUUGUGGUGGGAAUCAUUGGAAAUUCUACAUUGAUCCGAAUCAUCUACAAGAACAAAUGUAUGAGAAAUGGACCAAAUGUCUUGAUUGCCAGUCUAGCUCUCGGAGAUUUUCUCUACAUCCUGAUAGACAUCCCAGUUACCGUUUACAAGCUACUGGCUGUAGACUGGCCUUUUGGAGUUGAGGUUUGCAAGUUUGUACCAUUUGUCCAGAAGGCAUCUGUUGGUAUCACAGUCCUCAGUCUUUGUGCACUGAGCAUUGACAGGUAUCGAGCUGUGGCCUCCUGGAGUCGUGUCCAGGGCAUUGGCAUUCCCUUGAAGAAAGCUUUGGAAGUGACAGCCAUUUGGUUGAUCUCAAUUAUUUUGGCAAUUCCAGAAGCUAUUGGGUUCAAUAUGGUUUCAAUUAAGUAUCGUGGACAAGACCUUAACGUGUGCCUGCUUCACUUGUCCCAGCCAUCAGGAUUCAUGGAGUUUUACAAAAAUGUGAAGGAUUGGUGGCUCUUUGGCUUUUACUUCUGCCUGCCUCUGGCUUGCACUGGUAUAUUCUACACUCUGAUGACCUGCGAAAUGCUGAACCGAAGAAAUGGGAUGCAAAUUGCUCUCAAUGAUCAUAUAAAACAGCGACGCGAGGUAGCCAAAACAGUUUUCUGUCUGGUGGUUAUCUUUGCCAUGAGUUGGCUCCCGCUGCAUUUAAGCAGGAUCUUGAAGAAAACUAUUUACGAUGAACAAGAUCCCAAUAGAUGUGAACUACUCAGUUUUCUUCUAGUUCUGGAUUAUAUUGGGAUUAACAUGGCUUCUCUUAAUUCCUGCAUAAAUCCAAUGGCAUUAUACUUUGUCAGUCAAAAAUUCAAGAACUGCUUCAAGUCCUGCUUGUGUUGUUGGUGUCAACGAUCAACUCUGAGCAGACCGAUGGAUGAGAAAAUGGCUGUUGUCAAGUGGAAAGCCAAUGUCCAUGCAAAUGGUCUGGAUCGGAGCAGUUCACACUUCAGUAACAAAUACAGCUCAUCUUGAACUAGUUUAAAAAAGUUAAGGGGAGGAAAGCUCCUCCUGGCUCUCCACUGCCAUUUAAAAAUGGUUUCAUAUCUGUACUUAAAUGCAUUAUACAUGGGAAAGUCAAAAGCUUAUGUUCGUCUGCAUAUUGACACGUCUUUGGAUGCUUGCAGUAAUGUAUAAAAACAAAAAUCAUCUCUUUUGACCUUGAUAUUUCAGUGCAAAGGGGCUGCUCAUUCACUUUCGUGAUCAAUUGCCAGAGAAUAAUUAAUUAAAGUACAAAUAGAUCAUACUCUAUCCAAAGAAUACUUUGGUAAUUAUGAAAAUAAAUUAAAAAAGCUGGAAAUUUACUAAAACAAUGCGAAAAAUUUUAAGUGCUACUGAUUUGGUAAAACAUUGUGGAUAUAUCCAAUUGUACCGAUGCACUAAUUCACCUUUUUUAGUUUAGUUUAGAGAUGCAGCGCGGAAACAGGCACUUCGGCCCACCGUGUCCACACCGACCAGCGAUCCCCGCACAUUAACACUAUCCAACACAC
Molecule: messenger RNA, 2142 nt
Organism: Amblyraja radiata (thorny skate)
Lineage: Eukaryota; Metazoa; Chordata; Chondrichthyes; Rajiformes; Rajidae
Product: endothelin receptor type B-like
Exons: 8
Coding region: 305-1627 (440 amino acids)
Biological process (GO): vasoconstriction; endothelin receptor signaling pathway; enteric nervous system development
Cellular component (GO): plasma membrane
Molecular function (GO): endothelin receptor activity
Source: RefSeq, a predicted model, not a curated record